Molecule: messenger RNA, 684 nt
Organism: Candidozyma auris
Lineage: Eukaryota; Fungi; Ascomycota; Pichiomycetes; Serinales; Metschnikowiaceae
Exons: 1
Coding region: 1-684 (227 amino acids)
Biological process (GO): maturation of SSU-rRNA
Cellular component (GO): Noc4p-Nop14p complex; nucleolus; small-subunit processome
Source: RefSeq, a predicted model, not a curated record
AUGGAUAACUUCGUGGGGAUAAUAUUUGAGCACAUUUUGCAUAUUUCAGACCAAGAGGAGGUGGACGCCAAAUUAGUCGACGACUUGACGAAGCUUCUUCGAACAAUGGCCGAGAAAUACAACCAUGCUUUGGUAGAGACGGUCAGAACCACACUAGAACAAAUAAAGACUCGUGUGGUGAAGAAUCAGGUCCGCAAGAGCGAUCUUGUGUGCUUUGUCAUUUUAGGAUACGUAUUUUCUGCAUCAGAUCACUACCAUCUCGUGAUCACCCCAGCAUUAAUUAUCAUGAACCAGUUUUUGAACAACGAAAUCGGAGAAACGCAUAUUGAGAAUAUCGGCAAGGGCUUGUUUAUCUGUGACGUCCUUCUACAAUACCAAUUUUAUGCUAAGCGCUACUAUCCCGAGGUGAUAAAAUUUUUGGAAAGAGCUCUCACGAACCUUCUUCCAGAGCCCAAGAAGCUCGUUGAUGCGCUUGAUGCGAGAAAAGUAGAUGGGAAAAGCAACCUUGAUAAGAAGUUUCACUCGAAGACACAGCCGCGUGCAAUCCGUGUUCUGGAGCUUUUUGAGGUUCCAGACGCUGAGGCGAAGUUCAAUUUCAUUGCGCGUGCUUUCACUACGAUUGAUCGAAUCGUCGGGAUGUGGAAAGAGAAAGUGCUUUUCUCGAGAUUUUGCACCCUCUUAUGA